GAGGAGGAGGAGGAAGUCGGGGCUGAGCCGCUUCCUGUAGCAGCGGGAUGAGCGCAGACAAAGCUGGGUGGGGACUCGCCGCUCGGGGCUGCUGCUGACCACCAUCCUCCUCCUCCUCCUGCUGCUGCUGCUGCGGCCGCAUCCCUCCGGCCCUCCCUCCUCCAUCCCUUCCUCCAUCCCAGCGGCCGGCCGCCCGUCCCUCCAUCCAUCCAUCCAUCCAUCCAUCCCCCUGUCCGUCUGUCCGUCCCGCCGCCGCCCGCCCCGCGGGGACCGGGGCACCGCUUCCAGGCAGUGAAGGACCAAGAGGAGCAGAGCUUCCCUUAGAGGCACAGAUCACCGGAGAGAUCGGCUUCUGCCCAUCCCGGGAGCCCUCCUGGCCUGCCCAUGGCUAGCAACAACACUGCUAGCAUAGCACAGGCCCGCAAGCUGGUGGAGCAGCUGAAGAUGGAGGCCAACAUCGACAGGAUAAAGGUGUCCAAAGCAGCAGCAGACCUGAUGGCGUACUGCGAAGCCCACGCCAAGGAGGACCCUCUAUUGACCCCCGUCCCGGCCUCAGAAAACCCCUUUAGAGAGAAGAAGUUCUUCUGUGUGAUCCUGUAAACCCUGGAGGAGCCUGACGGGCACUCAGGCCACCCUGAACACUGAUGUAGAGUUUUUAGGAAUGGGGACGACCUGCUGGUCCGCAGAAUUUAAACAAAAAUAAGUAAAAAACACGGCCUGGAAGCUACAGAGAUGUGCAUGUUUAAAGAACCUGGCCACCUUUGGGGGAAUCAGAUGAUCUGCAUUGCGAGGCAAAAGAUCUGAAGUCUGUAGAGUUGCCUAGAAAGAGAAAAACAAACAAAAAAAAAACCCAUGUAAAGAAUAAAUCUGUGUCACUUUUCUGCUCACAAAAUUGUUUGAUUGUUCCAUAUUUAAAGCACCAGAGCUGUGCUGAGCAAAGUUAACUGCUAAGGAUGUGUAUAACCUUCUUGGAAUGAUAUUGUUGGUUUCUUUCCGAGCUAAUAUUUUUGAUUUAAGCUGUCAGAUAUAUAGCAGACAGGUUAGGUGGCUGUGCUGUUACUCAGUGUUUGGUCUUGUGCUUUUUCAUUUCUGGCCGUAGCGUAGCAGGGGGGUCAGGGGACACCAGCAGCUCUGUGUCCCCAGCAAACCCCACUUUUUACCAUUCUCUCUAUGGUUAGCUUUGGUUCUGCAAGUAAAAGUGGUUCCUGUGUCGUGCUUGGUGCUUCCUAGCCCUGUGAUGACAUUCAGUGGUAGUGCAUGAGAGUUUAAUUCCGUUCAUCCGCUCCAGACUUUUCUUUUCCAGCGUUGGGCACCACGUGCUGGUGGAAGAAGCCGUAGGGAGGAAACAGAGGCGAUUCUGAAAGCAAAGAGAGCUCCUGAGAUGCCUUAGACGUGCCUGAAAUACCUCCUGCCACAGGGCAGGCGCCAGCCCGGGUGCAGGGCGAGCCAGAAAUCCGAAAAUCAAAGUCGACCACUUCUUUCCGGGUCUUUCCUUUCUCCUACACCUCUGUGCCUCUGCUCUCCUCGCUUGGUCCUGCUCUUCUCCCAGCUCCUGGUAGCACUUCCUUCCCUUGGGGCUGGUCUGGAAUGUUGCUGGGAUGCUGGUCAGUGGUGGGAUGCUGCUUCAGGGUGGGAUUCUGCUCCAUGGUGGGUUGAUGCUCCUCCAUGGAAUGCUGCUCCUUGGUGGGAUACAGCCCCAUGGUGGAAUGCUACUCCAAAAUGGGAUUCUGCUCCAUGAUGGGUUGCUGCUCCUUCAUGGAAUGCUUCCCCAUGGUGGGAUACAGCCUCAUGGUGGCUUGAUGCUCCUCCAUGGGAUACUGCUCCUCCAUGGAAUGCUGCUUCUCCAUGGAAUGCUGCUCCUUGGUGGGAUACAGCCCCAUGGUGGAAUGCUACUCCAAAAGGGGAUGCUACUCCAUGGUGGGAUUCUGCUCCACCACGGAAUGCUGCUCCAUGGUGGGAUACAGCCUCAUGGUGCAUUGCUGCUCCUCCAUGGAAUCCUGCUCCGUGACAGGAUACACCCCUGUGGUGGAAUGCCACUCCUUGGUGAGAUUCUGCUCCACCAUGGGAUGCUAUCCCACCAUGGGAUGCUGCUCCUCCAUGGAAUGCUGCUCCAUGGUGGGAUGCUGCUCCAUGGUGGAAUGCUGCUCCACCAUGGGAUGCUAUCUCGCCAUGGGAUGCUGCUCCUCCAUGGAAUGCUGCUGCAUAGUGGGAUACAGCCCCAUAGUGGAAUGCUACUCCAAAAUGGGAUUCUGCUCCUCCAUGGAAUGUUGCUCCAUGGUGGGAUGCUAUCUCACCAUGGGAUGCUGGAAUACUGCUCCUCCAUGGAAUGCUGCUCCAUGGUGGGAUGCUGCUCCUCCAUGGAAUGCUGCUCCAUGGUGGGAUGCUGCUCCUCCAUGGAAUGCUGCUCCAUGGUGGGAUGCUGCUCCUCCAUGGAAUGCUGCUCCAUGGUGGGAUGCUGCUCCUCCAUGGAAUGCUGCUCCAUGGUGGGAUGCUGUCCCACCAUGGCAUGCUGUCCCACCAUGGGAUGCUGCUCUGCGUUGGGAUGUUCCUGCCCCUUCCUGCCCUCCCCUCCCGUUCCCGCUGCCCCCUCCCCACGUUGGGAAGGGCCAGGGGAGCAGCCCCGGGAGCCGCGGGGCCGCCCCUUCCCGGAGGUGCCUGAUUCCCUGUUUACACACGGCCUGGGCUCCGUGCCAGGCUGGGCAGUUAUUCCCAGGUCUGCUCCAUCUGCUCCCAGCUCUCGGGGGACACACGCCACCUUUCUGGGCUCCUCCUCGGGUCCGUGCUUUUGUGGAUGUGGCUUGUCUCUCCUUCCUGCUGCUAAACACCUCCUGGCUUUCCCCUGCUCAUCUGUCCUCCUGGGAAACUUUGGGAACCAUCCCUUUGGGAACCAUCCCUUUGGGAACCAUCCCUUUGGGAACCAUCACUUUGGGAACCAUCACUUUGGGAAUCAUGAUGUGGGGAUUUAUGUACAAAAGGAGCUGGGGGUCACAAAGGGGUUUAGGGGUCUGUGGUGACCCCGCUGAACCAGUUGUGAGCUUUUAAAAAUCCCUGUGGAUCCGGGAGGGUGAAAGUCUUUAGGUACCUUUUGGUAACUCUUUCUAGCCCGUAAAAAAAAGUGCUUUUUGGUUUUUCUACCUUUUCAUACUCUUUUUCUAGUUCUUCUACGGAGAAGGCCAGUUCUUCUCACACUGGACUCCAAACUUUUGGCACCUGGGAAUGUUUAUAAGCCACGAGUAGCCUAGAUGGUCCCAGCCCCCCCCCAAUUCCCCCAAUUUUGAUCUUUUUACUACAGCUCCCGUCGCUUUAGGAUGAAGGGUGGAUGAAGUGGUUUGCUCUGCAGCUGGUUUCACUCUUGGUGUUACCAGGCAGAGAUGUAAAAACCCCAUCCCGAGUUUUGUCUUUUCUUCUUAAUCUGAUUUAUUGUCACAGAGAGUGAAGUGCAGCCGGUCUGACCCGGGGCUCCCACCCCACCCCUUCUCAAACACUGUCACAAAAGUGGUUUGUAAUAAUUUUUUAAUGACUUGCCUCUUUUACAACUCGAAUUCUUAAUACCUUAGACAACAAAAUAAACCUGCAUGAAUAUGGGGGAGCGGGGAGGGGGAGGUUUUGAAUUAACCCAAAUUAUUCAUUGAAGGUGUUUUACGUUGCUGGGCUUGAUUUUCUGUUGGUUGUGGUGUUGCCAUUGGUGUGCUGCCAGGUAUUUCACCCCAGUAUUUCUAUUUACACAGAUCUGCCUUUGUUAGCCAAGCAGAGAUCGCCUGCCAAGGUUGUUUCCCCUCCUCAAAACAAAAAUCCCACCCAUCCCUCCAUCCCCAUGCUGGAUUUCCAGCCUGGCCUCAAACGACAUUCCACUACCCCCAGGCUUUUAAAGAAAAAAAAUAUCUGGAGUACUGGAAAAAGGACUUUUAUUGUCUGCAAAGGUUGCUGGUAGCAAUUCUGUCCAUGGUUUGCCACCCUGCCAGCAGCAGGAUUUUGGGGAGGGGGUGGUUGUAGGCGAAAGCCAGUCGUGGUGUAGCGCAUCCCCAUCCCACAUGGUCUGUGUACUCGUUGGAAAUAAACUUUUGGAUUUGUUUCAA
Passer domesticus (house sparrow) is the source of this 4076-nucleotide messenger RNA. It is a transcript of the gene GNG2, whose product is annotated as G protein subunit gamma 2. The transcript is spliced from 4 exons. Gene Ontology annotation, biological process: G protein-coupled receptor signaling pathway. Gene Ontology annotation, cellular component: heterotrimeric G-protein complex. Lineage: Eukaryota; Metazoa; Chordata; Aves; Passeriformes; Passeridae. Bases 385 to 600 code for a protein of 71 amino acids. The record is from RefSeq and is a predicted model, not a curated record. Gene Ontology annotation, molecular function: G-protein beta-subunit binding.